Dichotomopilus funicola is the source of this 3495-nucleotide messenger RNA. Its product is annotated as fungal-specific transcription factor domain-containing protein. The coding region runs from base 1 to 3495 and encodes 1164 amino acids. The record is from RefSeq and is a predicted model, not a curated record. Gene Ontology annotation, molecular function: DNA-binding transcription factor activity, RNA polymerase II-specific; DNA binding; zinc ion binding. Gene Ontology annotation, biological process: DNA-templated transcription; regulation of DNA-templated transcription. The transcript has 3 exons. NCBI's taxonomy places the organism in Eukaryota, Fungi, Ascomycota, Sordariomycetes, Sordariales, Chaetomiaceae. Gene Ontology annotation, cellular component: nucleus.
AUGUCACCAAGCGACACCAAGACCGACAACCUCCAAGGAUUCACCGCCACCGAACUAUCAUUCCCCCCUUCUGCGGGCGAUUCCGAUGCCCACCUAGCCCACACGGACAUCCAACUAGACGGCCCAGGCGAAACGUUGGAUAGCAUCACAGCCGCCGGCAGCAUGGCAGACACGGCGACCUUCGGCGACUUUCAGUUCGCAUACCAGGAGGCGCUGCAAGGCUCGCCCAUGAACGGCCUGCCGCCUACCUUUGACGACCACACCCAAGAUGUCUUCACAACACCGCAACCACCCUCGAUAUCGCCGAUGCGCGACCCCCAGGACUCGGCGGGGGGCUCGAUCACCGUCCACCCGUCCGCCUACGCCAGUGCCAAUGGCCACCCUCACAGCCCCGACGCUUCCGACGACGGCACACCAGACAGCCACACGAACGGCUCCAACCUGCUCGACGACCCCCUAGCGGAUGAAUUCGGCCUCGCAACAAGCGGGGGCGGGGGCGGGUUAGGCGGAGAUGGGACAGACCCAGACGGGAAAAGGGGAGAAAAAUCCGAUGCAGCACCGGCAUGGAGCGAACUCAAGACGAAGGCGGGCAAAGAACGCAAGCGGCUGCCCCUGGCCUGCAUCGCCUGCCGGCGCAAGAAGAUCCGCUGCUCAGGCGAGAAACCGGCAUGCAAGCACUGCCUGCGGUCGCGGAUCCCAUGCGUGUACAAGGUCACAGCGCGGAAAGCAGCGCCGCGGACGGAUUACAUGGCCAUGCUGGACAAGCGGUUGAAGCGGAUGGAGGAGCGCAUCAUCAAGGUCGUGCCCAAGGCUGAACAGGACGCCAUGUCGGCGUCGGUGACCCGGGCCGUGGUCAAGCCUGCGAUUCCGGGGACGCUGUCGUCUGCGGGGGGCGGGAAGAAUGCCGCUGCGAAGAAGAGGGGUGCGGACGAGGCGUUUGGUGCGGAUUUGGAGCACUGGGCUCGCGCGCCGUCGAAGUCGAAAUUGGAUGGGCCGAAUAAACCGUCGACUAUUCUUGUGCAGGAGGAGGAGGAGAGUAAGCUGCUGUUGGAGGGCGGUGAUGCGUUGCCGUCUAAGGAUAUUCAGGAGCACCUGGCUGAGGUUUUUUUUGAGAACCUUUAUGGCCAAGCGUAUCAUCUGCUGCACAAACCCAGCUUUAUGAGGAAACUCAAGGCCGGCGCACUCCCACCCGUCCUCAUCCUUUCCGUGUGCGCUAUCGCAGCGCGCUUCUCGAACCACCCGAAGCUCAACACCAACCCCAACUUCCUCCGAGGGGAAGAGUGGGCGUCCACGGCGCGCGAUAUCCUGACGAAGCGAUACGAGUGGCCAAACAUCACGAUCUUGACAUGCCUGCUUAUCCUCGGUCUACACGAGUUCGGGACGUGCCACGGCGGGCGGAGCUGGUCGUUGGGCGGGCAGGCCAUCCGCAUGGCCUUUGCCCUGCAACUGCACAAGGACUUGGAGCACGACCCGCUGCGAAUACCGGGGAAAACGCAACUUAGCUUCAUCGACCGCGAGAUCCGCCGGCGGACGAUGUGGGCGUGUUUCCUGAUGGACCGAUUCAACUCGUCCGGGACGGACCGGCCGACGUUCAUCCGCGAGGAAACGCUCAAGAUCCCGCUGCCGAUCAAGGACAAGAACUUCCAGUACGACUUGCAGGGCCCCACGGAAACGCUCGACGGCCAAGUCCUGGAACCGCUCCCCGAGGGCCACGGAAGCAGUGACGCGAAGGAGAACAUGGGCGUAGCCGCGUGGAUGAUCAAGGCCAUCGCGCUGUGGGGGCGCAUCAUCAACUACCUGAGCCAGGGCGGCAAGGAACUAGAUCCGCACCCGAUGUGGAGCGCCGAGUCCGGAUACACAAAGCUGCUCAAGCAGACGGACGACUUCCUCUCCGAGCUACCCGAGUCGCUGGCGUACAACGCGGAGAACCUGAAGCUGCACGAGACGGACAACAUGGCCAACCAGUUUCUUUUCCUGCAUAUCUCGAUUCAGCAGAAUAUCCUGUUUAUGAACCGGUUUGCUGUCUCUUCGCCCAGCGGGCACGCGCUGCAGGAUGUUCCCAAAGCCUUUGUGACCAAGGCCGGGGCCAAAGCCUUUGCGGCUGCGAACCGGAUCUCGGAGCUGCUCAAGGACGCCGAGUCGCACUUUAUCACAGCACCCUUUACCGGGUACUGCGCAUUUCUGUCGAGCACCGUCCACAUCUUCGGCAUCUUCUCAGGGAACCCGGCGAUGGAAGCGACGUCGAAGCGGAACUUGGCGACCAACGUCCGGUUCCUGUCCAAGAUGCGACGGUACUGGGGCAUGUUCCACUGGAUGUCAGAGAACCUCCGGGAACAAUACCGCACCUGCGCCGACGCCGCGCGACAGGGCAACCCAGCGAGUGAGAGCGCGGCCUCGCCCAUCUUUCAAUAUGGCGACUGGUUCGACCGGUAUCCGCACGGCGUGUCACAGCACGACUUCCUCGACCCGGCCACGUACAAGAAGAAGGAAAAGGGGGAGGACGCCGUGCUCGAGCAGAAGCCGGAGCUACACACCGUGGAGGAGUUCUUCACCACGCUAUCUCCGAAGAGCGCUGAAAACGCUGCUAACUUGGCCACUAACAACAACGGGUCCUCUCGUCCAGGCCAACAACAACAAUCACAACAACCACCACACCCCACCUCAGCCCCAUCAAAACGCAAAUCCAUCGUCCGCAAAGCGAGCAUGACCUCCCGCAGCGGCGGCACCGACCACCAAGGCCUCGAACCCCUCCAAACCGACUUCGCCCGCGCCACAGCCGAACAACUCCAAGCCGUCCGCCUCCGCCAGCGCUCCUUCUCCACCAGCAACGGCACCGGCAACCCCAACACCAACGGCACCAACGCGCCCACCAGCGCCCCCAGCGCAUCCUCCUUCAACCCGCUCUCCUCAGGCGGCGCCUCAGCCUACCACGCAGCCGCCCUAUCCCCCGUCUCCCCCGUCACCUUCUCCCACUCCCACUCCGGACACCCCCACGCCUCCCCCCACCAAUCCUUCUUCCCCCCAGACCCCUUCACCAUGCCCGCCCUCGCCGCCGCGCACGGCGGUAUGUCCCGUCUCGACCGCCAACUCGUCUUCGGCGCCUACGGCGGCCACUCCCACGCCAUCGACCACCCUUCUCUCGCCGGAGCCGCCGGCACCGGCGGAUGGAACGACGGACUCAGUCCGGCGGCGGCGGCUGCUGCUGCUGCUGCUGCUGCGGCCGCUGCCCACGGCUACCCACCCCACGGCCGGCACCAUCACCCCCAUGCUGCCGCGCUUCAUAGCCACGGACCGGGAGGACACCCAGCAGACGCGGCGUUGCACGCGGCGUUUGGGGAACCGACGUCGGCGUGGUUUAUGCCGUUUAAUAUGGAGCCGCCGGAGUUGGGGCCGGAGGGGUUGGGGGUUGGUGGUGGGGGGUUGGGGGGAGGGUUGGAUGGGUUUGGGGGGAUGUUUGGGGUUGGUGGGGGGGGAGGGGGGGCGGGAGGACGGUGA